AUUAUUUGCAUAUCCAAUUAUCUCAUUACCAACUCAUUAGCAAAUCUUCUUACUAAACUAAUCUCUUCUUUCUUUUUAAUAUCUUGUCUUAACUUAAUUUGUUACUUAUAAUCAUGGGUGUUUUAACAUGCACAUUGGCUGACAUCACUAGCCCAGUCGCGGCCUCCCGGUUGUUCCAAGCUCUAGCCAUUGACAACCAUAACUUUGUUCCUAAGGCUUUGCCUCAGUUCGCUAAAUCUGUUGUGUUUGUUGAAGGUGACUCCACCACUGUUGGAUGCGUCAAGCAGAUCAAUUUCCCUGAUGAGGCUCCAUUCAAAUAUGUGAAAAACAGAGUGGACGAGAUUGAUGCCAACAACUUCUACCUGAAGUACACUUGCAUUGAAGGAGAUGCGUUUCCUGAUACAGUGGAGUACGCUGUGUAUGAAGACAAGUACGAGGUGUCCGAAGCCGGAACCCGGUGCAAGAUGGUAGCACACUACCACAUGAAGGGAGACAGUGUGAUGAAGGAAGAAGAUCUUGAAAAGGCCAAAGAAGGAAUUCAGAAGAUGUUCAAGGCUGUUGAAGAGCACCUCAUUGCCAACCCUCAAGUUUAUGCUUGAACUACUUUGUACAACUUCAUUAAUUGUAAUGAGUGACAAAAAAAAAUAAGAUUAUGUAAUGUGUGUGGAAAUUUGCUUUUUUUUUUUUGGGGUGGUUUAAUUUGAGAUGUAAAUUGUGAACUUGUAAGAGAUGUUAAAUUUCAUCAUGUGAGUACCUUUUUUUUUUGUGUGACUAAUUAAUAAAAUAGAAGCUAAGAAGGGUUUUGAAUGGUUUA
Messenger RNA from Chenopodium quinoa (quinoa), 814 nucleotides. RefSeq names its product pathogenesis-related protein STH-21-like. The transcript has 2 exons. The record is from RefSeq and is a predicted model, not a curated record. Gene Ontology annotation, molecular function: protein phosphatase inhibitor activity; abscisic acid binding; signaling receptor activity. The coding region runs from base 114 to 599 and encodes 161 amino acids. Gene Ontology annotation, biological process: abscisic acid-activated signaling pathway; defense response. Gene Ontology annotation, cellular component: cytoplasm; nucleus. NCBI's taxonomy places the organism in Eukaryota, Viridiplantae, Streptophyta, Magnoliopsida, Caryophyllales, Amaranthaceae.